UGACGCCGCGUCAAUUUUCUUCCCGCCUCCAAGAUUCCGCUUCUCCUGCUAGCUGCUAGCGCCGCGAUAAAAGCUUCCUCCUACCUUGCCUUUUCCCUUUUCAACCAACUGCGUACACUGCUACCGCACACUCCCUGUCUCUCACUUUGACUUAGCUGUACCGACACAAUCUCCAGCAAUUAAACCCCCAGACUUCAUCUCCGUUUUCCGAUCUCAUCGCAGAAAUGUCUUCCGCCCAAGACAAGGCCCAGCAGUACCUUGGCCAGCUCGACCGUGAGCUGUCCAAGUACCCCGCCUUGAACAACCUCGAGAAGACUGCGGGUGUCCCCAAGGCCUACGCCGUCAUUGGCAUCGGCGCCCUCUACUUCUUCCUCAUCAUCUUCAACCUCGGUGGUCAGCUCCUGACCAACUUGGCCGGCUUCGGCAUUCCCGCCUACUACUCGCUUGGCGCUCUCUUCAGCGCCAACAAGGAGGAUGACACCCAGUGGUUGACUUAUUGGGUCGUUUUCUCUCUCUUCACCGUUGUUGAGAGCUUCGUCCAGGUCGUCUACUGGUUCCCCUUCUACUUCGUCUUCAAGUUUCUCUUCCUUCUGUGGCUCUCUCUCCCCGCCUUCCGUGGUGCCGAGCUCGUUUUCCGAUCUUUCCUGGCCCCUACCCUCGGCCGAUACUUCGCGUCCUCUGGGUCGACUGCCUCUGGCCUCCGUGCCAAGGCUGACGGCCUCGACAAGACCGAGUAAACGGACAACAGUCUAUUGCUUGGCCGCCAACUCUAGCGCACGCGCCUACUCACUGU
Ilyonectria robusta is the source of this 793-nucleotide messenger RNA. Its product is annotated as TB2/DP1, HVA22 family-domain-containing protein. The record is from RefSeq and is a predicted model, not a curated record. The transcript has 4 exons. Bases 225 to 737 code for a protein of 170 amino acids. Lineage: Eukaryota; Fungi; Ascomycota; Sordariomycetes; Hypocreales; Nectriaceae.